UCCAAGAAGAAACGAAAGGUGGCAGAGAUCUACCAGGCCCUGAGCAGCGACCCCCCCGACGUGGCGGCGCUGCGGCGCAUGGCCAUCAGCGAGGGGGGGCUCCUCACCGACGAGAUCCGCUGCCAGGUCUGGCCCAAGCUGCUCAGCGUCGACACGGACGAGCUGCCCCCUCUGCCAGGUGUGGGAACCAGCAGCUUGGAGGCCUGGGUGGAGCAGAGGCUCCGACAAGUGCUACUGGACGUGCGGCGAUCCCUGCGGCGUUUCCCCCCAGGGAUGCCUGACGACCAGAGGGAAGGUCUGCAGGAGGAGCUCAUCGACAUCAUCCUCCACGUCCUGAAGCGCAACCCCCAGCUGCACUACUACCAGGGCUACCACGACAUCGUGGUCACCUUCCUGCUGGUGGUGGGGGACAGGCUGGCCACCGCCCUGGUGGAGAAGCUCUCCACCCAUCAUCUCAGGGAUUUUAUGGACCCAACGAUGGAUAAUACCAAGCACAUUUUAAAUUACCUGAUGCCCAUCAUAGACCAAGUGAACCCUGAGGUGCACGACUUCAUGCAGAGUGCGGAGGUGGGCACCAUCUUUGCCCUCAGCUGGCUCAUCACCUGGUUCGGGCACGUGCUCUCUGACUUCAGGCACGUCGUGCGAUUAUACGACUUCUUCCUGGCCUGCCACCCGCUGAUGCCCAUUUACUUUGCUGCUGUG
This is a messenger RNA of Merops nubicus (carmine bee-eater), 702 nucleotides long. RefSeq names its product TBC1 domain family, member 20 (gene TBC1D20). Gene Ontology annotation, cellular component: endoplasmic reticulum membrane. The transcript has 5 exons. Lineage: Eukaryota; Metazoa; Chordata; Aves; Coraciiformes; Meropidae. Gene Ontology annotation, biological process: positive regulation of GTPase activity; endoplasmic reticulum to Golgi vesicle-mediated transport. The annotation marks the transcript as partial. The record is from RefSeq and is a predicted model, not a curated record. Gene Ontology annotation, molecular function: GTPase activator activity.